Messenger RNA from Solea senegalensis (Senegalese sole), 3636 nucleotides. Its product is annotated as extracellular calcium-sensing receptor-like. Gene Ontology annotation, molecular function: G protein-coupled receptor activity. Gene Ontology annotation, biological process: G protein-coupled receptor signaling pathway. The transcript has 9 exons. Gene Ontology annotation, cellular component: membrane. The coding region runs from base 13 to 2643 and encodes 876 amino acids. Lineage: Eukaryota; Metazoa; Chordata; Actinopteri; Pleuronectiformes; Soleidae. The record is from RefSeq and is a predicted model, not a curated record.
CAGAGCAAAGUCAUGAGGGCAUUUUUAGACAACACCUUGCUCUCACUGAUGUUGUUUUCCUGCUUCUCCUCUGCUGUGUCCUCCUCUCUUUAUUCCUCCUCUUGUCAGUUACAGGGACAGUUUCAUCUGAAUCGUAUGUACAAAACUGGAGAUGUGAUUCUAGGUGGGAUUUUUGCAAUCAACUUAUUUUCUGCUGAUUCUGACCUGACUUUUACCUCAGAGCCACAGCUGCCUACCUGCUAUGGGAUUGAUAUCACAGGAUUCAGACAGGCUCAGACCAUGGCCUUUGCUAUCAAUGAGAUCAACAGGAACUCAAACCUGCUGCCCAAUGUGACUAUGGGAUACAGUCUGUAUGAUAACUGCCUUCAAGUGGGGAUUGGAUUUCCUGCAGCACUGACCUUAGUCAGUGGUCAAGAAGAGCAAGUUACAUUAGAGGAGAACUGUGUAGGAACUCCUCCAGUCCUAGGGAUUGUGGGUGAUACUACCUCUUCAAAUUCUAUAGCCAUUUCUACAGUCUUAGGUUUGUACAGAGUGCCUAUGGUGAGUUAUUUUGCCACAUGUUCCUGCCUGAGUGAUCGACAAAAAUUUCCAUCUUUCUUUAGGACGAUCCCAAGUGAUGCUUUUCAGGUAAAUGCUAUGAUUCAGAUUCUAAAACACUUUGGUUGGACUUGGGCAGGUCUGAUCAUCAGUGAUAAUGAUUAUGGAGUCCAUGCUGCCCGAUCCUUUCACUCUGACCUGGGUCCUGCUGGUGGAGGUUGUCUGGCUUAUACAGAGAGUUUGCCCUGGGGUUACAAUCCUGCUGAAUUGAGGAGGGUAGUGGAUGUUGUGAAGAAAUCUACAGCCCGAGUGGUGAUUGUGUUUGCAAAUAAGAGUCGCACAAUUAACUUCAUGAAAGAGGUGGUGAGGCAGAAUGUGACAGGCCUGCAGUGGAUUGGCAGUGAAACCUGGACAACAGCUGCUGUGCUCCAGACUCCUCACUUUACCCCGUACCUGGGUGGCACACUGGGCAUCUCCAUCCGUCGAGGAGAAAUACCAGGACUCAGAGACUUCCUGUUACAAAUACGUCCUGAUCUACAUCACAACAACACAGAUGGAAACAGCAGGGUGAAUCAGUUUUGGGAACACACAUUUCAGUGUAGAUUUGCACCACCUCCAGCAGGUUGGGUGGAAGCUGGAGGAGAAUUAUGCACUGGACAGGAAGUUAUAGAGACUAUGGAGAAUGAAUUAGUGGAUGUUUCAAACCUCAGGUCAGAGUAUAAUGUGUAUAAGGCUGUGUACGCUCUGGCGUAUGCUCUUGAUGACAUGCUGCAGUGUGAGCCAGGGAGAGGACCUUUCAGCAACAACACAUGUGCUCAUUUACAAAGACUGGAGCCAUGGCAGCUUGUGUAUUACUUGGAAAAAGUCAACUUCACCACAACAUUUGGUGAUCAAGUGUCAUUUGAUGAGAAUGGUGAUACCAUACCAAUAUAUGACAUCAUGAAUUGGGUGUGGCUCCCUGAUGGAAGAGCUAAAGUUCAGAGAGUGGGUGAGGUUAAAAGGUCAGCCUUCAAAGGUGAAGAACUCACACUGGAUGAAGACAAAAUCUUCUGGAACUUUGAAUCCAAACAGCCUCCUCGGUCAGUGUGCAGUGAGAGUUGUCCUCCAGGUACCCGCAUGGCCAGAAAGAAGGGGGAACCUGAGUGUUGUUUUGACUGUGUCCCUUGUUCUGGAGGAAAAAUCAGUAAUACAACUGACUCCAUGAAGUGCACCAGUUGUCCAGAGGAUUUCUGGUCCAGCCCCCAGCGUGACCACUGUGUUCCUAAGAAAACAGAGUUCCUCUCCUACCAUGAGCCUCUGGGUAUCUGCUUGACAACCAUCUCACUGUUGGGCACAUGUAUCUGUGUUGUUGUUCUGGGCAUCUUCAUCCAUCAUCACAACACACCUAUAGUUCGUGCCAACAAUUCAGAACUCAGUUUUCUUCUCUUGGUGUCACUCAAAUUGUGUUUCCUCUGUUCAUUGCUCUUCAUUGGACGACCCAAAUUAUGGACUUGCCAACUAAGACAUGCAGCAUUUGGUAUCAGCUUUGUGCUUUGUGUCUCAUGUAUCCUGGUGAAAACCAUGGUGGUUCUGGCUGUGUUCAGGGCCUCCAAACCAGGAGGUGAGUCUAGUCUCAAGUGGUUUGGUUCUGUGCAGCAGAGAGGGACAGUUCUGGUUCUGACUUCUGUUCAAGCAGCAAUCUGCACUGUCUGGCUUGUCUCUGCUUCACCAGUACCUCAUAAAAACACCCAGUAUCACAAUGACAAGAUAGUUUAUGAGUGUGCAGUUGGGUCCACAGUUGGUUUUGCAGUUUUACUUGGUUAUAUUGGUUUACUGGCUGUCAUCAGUUGUUUGUUAGCUUUUCUAGCAAGGAAUCUUCCAGACAGUUUCAAUGAGGCCAAACUCAUAACUUUCAGCAUGUUAAUCUUCUGUGCAGUGUGGGUGGCCUUUAUCCCUGCUUACAUCAGCUCACCAGGCAAAUAUGCAGAUGCAGUGGAGGUAUUUGCCAUCCUGGCCUCCAGUUUCGGCCUCUUGGUGGCGCUGUUUGGACCGAAAUGUUAUAUAAUCAUGUUGAGACCAGAGAGAAACACAAAGAAAGCUGUGAUGGGUCGAGGUACCACAAACUAAAAUUGUGACCUCUGCUGUCUCUCUGUCUAUCCUCUAUAUUUCAGAAUUGAGUGGUAAUUAUAAGAUUACAAUACACGUGAUACAAUUGAUAAAGAAAAAUUUAAACUAAAACUUAAAAUUAAAAUUAAAUUAAACUAUUUUAUUUUUCUUAUUCUUCCAAUGCUUGGAGUUCAUGUCAUUUUAUAUAACUACUUCUAGUAGGAAAAGUAACUAUUAUUUGUUAUUUAUUGUUUAUUUAUUAUUAUUUCACAUUUAUUUGAAAUCGAUACAGUUUGACCUGCUAAAUGUGGCACCAUGGUGUAUGAUUAGUGUGUGUAGCUUUAGGUUAAGUGUGUAAUUUCUAGUAACAUCUAGAAAAUAAGCUUGAGAUUGCAAUGAAGAAAUGCUUCACUUCCACUGAUCAGAAUGCCGUCAUCAUCUUCAGAUGAGGUUCCCGUUCAAGGACACAUUAUUAAAUUGUAAUUUUAUAAGCUAUUGAAAUGUAUGAUAGUGAAACUUAUUGUUAUUUUUCCACCUGGUGUUAGUGUUCUAUUGCUAAUGGUGGGAUAGCAAUAACUUGCCAGUCAGUCCCAUUUGAAUGAAGCAGCAUUGCUAGACAGUGUUGGUGCAGUGACAUGAAGAAGUGUCUUUGACAGGGUUUAGGAUGAUGACCUUUUUCACAUCUUUUAGAAACAACAGGAAUAUUAGAGCUAAAGCCACAAUUGAACACUUUGUGUUUAAUGUCAGAUGGGGAGGAUGUUCUCACCCGCCUGAGCACAGAGGUGGAGCAAACCAAAUGGUGAGGACUUUAUGAUGUUUCAUGUUGAAGUGGUUCACAUUUUGUGCUUUUGCAACGAUACCCAUACAAUAUAAACACUGCCCUGUGUUCUACUUACGGAUACAAAACUACAAACUACAUAUCACAAGUUCAUAGUAGCAGCCCAUGACUAAAUUAUUAUAAAGUGCUUAUUCUAAGCUGACGGAAAUAAUAAAUAAUGAUCAUAUGCUAAUUAU